ACACACACUCUGAGUUUGAGUUUGAGUUUGAGUUUCAGUCUGAGUGUGUGUGUGUGAGAGAGAGAGAGAGAGAGAGAGAGAGAGAGGCACAAGCACAAAUACAAAAACAACAUCACCCACAACAGUAUUCUGAGUAAUUCUCUUUGGUGCAGUUAUGACCGAAAAUUCAUAAAUGAGAUUUCUACAGUAGAGUGGAUGGGUGCAGUUGUCAUGGCGGCGUAGCAGAGACUCUAAUUCCGUGCCAUAAUUGCGCCCAGGGAAACAACUACUCAGGGAAUUCAAUUAACCAAACAUUUAUUAUUUCUAUUUUCUUUUUUACUUUGUUUUUGUUUGUUUUAAUUUAAGAAACAGUUUUCCUCAAAAGCUGCGAAAAAAAAAAACCAACCAGAUCAGAAGAUCAUACUUGAGACGCCCCCACACGGUCUCGCUACAGUGACAGUGAGAGAGUCAACAAGACCCAAAAAAAAAAAAAAAAGUUCGAGUGGGUGCAAAUUAAUAUACUAAGUAGAGUAUUAUUAUUAGUAUUAGUCAGCAAAUUAAAGACACUUUUUUAGUUUUUAUACACUUGAAAGCCAAAAAUAUUAUUACAGUUGCGGUCUCUGAUAAUAUAUAAACCUGUGAAGAAAAGAAAAAACUGUUUUAAGAUUCGCGAAGGUUCUUUUCUUCUGAUAUGGAUAUUAUCUCUGAAUUGAGGAUCGUAGAAGAGUGCAACAACAGAUUAUCAUUAUGGCUGGGUUUUUCUCUCUAGGAAGGCAGAACAAGGCAGAAGAACAAGAGGAAGAUCAAAGGGAAGACAACUGUCAAUUUUUGUUCAGGAACAACGUUAACGAGGAGAUCUACAACAAGGGAUUCGAGAUAUGGCCACAAUCCUCGUACCACCACCACCACCAGAACUUGACCAACUUCUACUCCUUCGGUGUGGGCCCUAGUCGCAGAAACAACAACAAUAGCUCCUCCAACAACAACGUUAACGACGAAGUUUCUGUGUCUUUCUCGGAUGAGUCGAACCGGUUCGGGUUCACCGUGAUGAGGUCCGGUGGCGGCGGCGUAGGUGGCGGCGGAAUGAACUGUGAGGACUGUGGGAACCAAGCGAAGAAAGAUUGUCAACACCUCAGAUGCAGAACCUGCUGCAAGAGUCGAGGGUUUCAGUGUCAGACUCACGUUAAGAGCACUUGGGUUCCCGCGGCUAAACGCCGUGAACGACAGCAACAACUUUCUGCGUUGCAGCAUCAGCAACAGAAUCAACAGCCACAGUUUCGUGGAGAUCACUCAAAACGACACAGAGAAAACAUCGAAGGUGCUGCUGCUGGUUCUCUCGCUUGCGUUCCAGUUCCUAUCACCACCACAGGGUUGGAGCUGGGGCAAUUUCCACCAGAGCUAAACUCUCCAGCGGUGUUUCGGUGUGUGAAAGUGAGUGCAAUGGAUGCACCGGACGAGCGUUACGCGUAUCAAACCGCAGUGAACAUAGGAGGACACGUUUUCAAGGGAAUUCUUUACGACCAAGGAACGGACGGUCCUUACGCGGGUGCAGGUUGUGAGGGUUCCUCCGGUGGCGGUGGCGAAGCUCAGCCACUAAGUCUAAUGGCUGCAGCCACAACCACCACCGCCGCCACAACAAGCGGAAACCCUUUUGAGGCUUCACUCUACACGGCUCCGAUGAAUGCCUACAUGGCUGGUACGCACUUCUUCCCACCCCCAAGAUCCUAAGGACGUUUCACAUUUCUCUCUCACACUCUCACUCUUUCUCUUUCUAUCUAGCUAAGCUAAUAAUGAUUGAGAGUUGAAACCGGGUAGUAUUUUUAUUUUUUCAUGGAUUCUUAUUAUGGUUAAGGUUGUUGGGUGUUAUAUGUGCCAUCAUCUUAAGUUCUUAACAUCAUCAGCUGAAGUAGCUGCUACUACUAGCUUAGACUAGUUAAGAAGAGUUCACAAAUGAUUACGUCGAAGAUGGUUCACGAAAUUAAAGGAGGGGUGGGAUGUUUGUUUUUGUUUUGUUUUGUUUUGUUUUUGUCCGAAUCUCAGUGCAGAUUUUCAUGUUGUUUUGUUGUUAUCGAAAUACUACUACUCCUCAUUCUCGAUCAUCAAUUCUAGAGCACAUGAUAAUAUAUUUUGUU
Messenger RNA from Glycine soja, 2111 nucleotides. Its product is annotated as protein SHI RELATED SEQUENCE 1-like. Gene Ontology annotation, cellular component: nucleus. NCBI's taxonomy places the organism in Eukaryota, Viridiplantae, Streptophyta, Magnoliopsida, Fabales, Fabaceae. Gene Ontology annotation, biological process: positive regulation of DNA-templated transcription. Gene Ontology annotation, molecular function: DNA binding; DNA-binding transcription factor activity. The record is from RefSeq and is a predicted model, not a curated record. Bases 727 to 1707 code for a protein of 326 amino acids. The transcript has 2 exons.